AUGACGACACUGGAAGAUGUGACGAAGAAGAGGGCCGAGCCCUCCGCGGAAGCUGCGGCGGCUGCGGAGUUGGUCAGGUUGGCGAAGGAGCAGGGUCUGUCGCUGACCGGUCCGGACGGUUUGCUCAAGCAGUUCACCAAAACUGUCCUGGAAACUGCGUUGAACGAGGAGAUGACCGAGCACCUCGGGCACGACAAGAACCAAGCCCCGCCGGAGCGGGAAUCGUCCAAUAUCCGGAACGGAACCAGAUCGAAAACGGUGUUGACCGAGGCCAGCGGUCACGUUCCGAUCGACGUCCCUCGUGAUCGGGAAGGGACGUUCGAGCCGCAGAUCGUCAAAAAGCGACAACGGCGAUUGAACGGGGUCGAUGAGAUCGUGUUGUCGUUGUAUGCCAAAGGAUUAACGACCGGUGAGAUCUCCGCUCAUUUCGCCGAAAUUUACGGCGCUUCGGUCUCGAAGGAGACCAUUUCUCGGAUUACCGACAAGGUGCUCGAGGAGAUGCAGGACUGGGCUGCCCGGCCGCUCGACGAGGUGUACGCGGCGAUUUUCAUCGAUGCGAUCGUCGUCAAGGUCAGGGACGGGCAGGUUGCGAACCGGCCUAUUUAUGCCGCGAUCGGGGUCAGUCUCGACGGGCACCGCGACGUGCUCGGGUUGUGGGCAGGUACUGGCGGUGAGGGCGCCAAAUUUUGGAUGUCAGUCUUGACCGACAUUCGCAACAGAGGCACCCGGGACGUGUUCUUCCUGGUCUGCGACGGAUUGAAAGGAUUGCCGGAGGUCGUCGAGAACGUGUGGCCGGCCACGACGGUCCAAACGUGUGUAAUCCAUUUGAUCCGAAAUACGUUUCGGUUGUCGUCGCGGCAACACUGGGAUGCGCUCAAACACGAUCUCAAGCCGAUCUACACUGCUCCGACCGAGGCUGCCGCGCGGGCAGCGUUCGAUGAUCUCGCAGACCGUUGGGGCAAGCAGUAUCCGGCGAUCAUCCGAUUGUGGAACAACGCCUGGCAGGAGUUCAUUCCGUUCCUGGACUACGACACCGAGAUACGGCGAGUGCUGUGCUCUACCAAUGCUAUUGAGUCCUUGAAUGCCCGAUACCGGCGUGCCGUCAAGGCUCGUGGACAUUUUCCCACCGAAGCUGCCGCACUCAAAUGCCUCUACCUGGUGACUCGGUCACUGGACCCGACAGGCAAGGGCCAGGCACGAUGGAUAACGAGGUGGAAGCCAGCCCUGAACGCGUUUGCGAUCACGUUCGCCGAUCGUUGGCCCGGAUCGGAAACUUAC
Messenger RNA from Mesorhabditis spiculigera, 1278 nucleotides. Lineage: Eukaryota; Metazoa; Nematoda; Chromadorea; Rhabditida; Rhabditidae. The record is from the annotation of a GenBank genome assembly.